Messenger RNA from Colletotrichum acutatum, 3557 nucleotides. RefSeq lists its product as uncharacterized. Gene Ontology annotation, biological process: rescue of stalled cytosolic ribosome; ribosome-associated ubiquitin-dependent protein catabolic process. Gene Ontology annotation, molecular function: ribosomal large subunit binding; tRNA binding. NCBI's taxonomy places the organism in Eukaryota, Fungi, Ascomycota, Sordariomycetes, Glomerellales, Glomerellaceae. The transcript has 4 exons. The coding region runs from base 297 to 3557 and encodes 1086 amino acids. The record is from RefSeq and is a predicted model, not a curated record. Gene Ontology annotation, cellular component: RQC complex.
ACAAAACUCAAAAGCCCUUUGAAAACCCCGAAUAAUUGGCAGAAAGAUCCGACGAACAUUGAGUGACGUUCCCGGUGACAGACCAAGCACGUGACGUCAUCGUGGCGCAUUCCACAAUUGCAAAGCUCUUCAGCCACGAAUGCCCCGCGAUUAUUCAUUCGCAUCACGAACUCCUGCCCCUCACUCGACUCAGCGCAAUCAAGUCUUUGCAACACCUAAGCCGCCACAAAAGACUGGCGCGCUCGCAUUGUUAAACGAACUAUACGAAAGCUCCAGGAAUCGAUUCACACGCAGUCAUGAAGCAGCGUUUCUCCUCCAUCGACGUCAAAGUCAUCGCCCACGAGCUUCAAGAGAGCCUGACGACCCUGCGACUGGCCAACGUCUACGACCUCUCCUCCAAGAUCCUGCUGCUCAAGUUCGCCAAGCCCGAAAACAAGAGGCAGCUUAUUAUCGACUCUGGUUUUCGAUGCCACCUUACAGACUUUACGCGCACAACUGCCGCGGCGCCCUCGGCUUUUGUGGCGCGGUUGCGCAAGUUUCUCAAGACGAGGCGGUUGACGUCUGUUAAGCAGGUUGGAACGGACAGAAUUCUGGAGUUUCAGUUUAGCGAUGGCCAGUACCGUCUCUUCCUCGAGUUCUUUGCUAGCGGAAACGUCAUUUUGACCGACGCCGACCUCAAGAUCCUCACACUCUUGCGCAACGUUCCCGAAGGAGAGGGCCAGGAACCUCAGCGAAUCGGAUUGAACUACUCACUAGACAACCGGCAGAACUUUAACGGAGUUCCCGACCUCACGAAGGAGAGAGUACGAGCGGCGCUGGAGUUGUCGGUCAAGAAGAGCGCGACAGCUGUCUCUGCGGGGAAGAAGAUCAAGACGAAGCCUGGUGACGAGUUGAGGAGGAGCUUGGCGACGACGAUCACCGAAUUACCGCCUAUCCUUGUCGACCACGCAUUCCAGAUUACCAAGUUUGACGGCACUAAGAAACCCGCAGAGAUUCUCGAGGACGAGUCGCUUUUGGAUGCGCUCCUGAAGGCGUUGACUGAGGCUCGGAGUAUUGUGGAAGUCGCCACUAGCUCUGCCACGGCCAAGGGCUACAUCUUUGCAAAGUACCGAUCGAAGCCGGACGGCGCGCCAGCAGCGGAAGGAGAGGAGGCCAAGAGAUCGGAUCUUCUUUACGAUGACUUCCACCCUUUUUUGCCCAACAAGUUUGCAAACGACCCCACUGUCAAAGUAAUCGAGUUUGAUGGCUACAACAAGACUGUCGACGAGUUCUUCUCGUCUUUGGAGGGCCAGAAGCUGGAAUCAAGACUGACCGAACGAGAGGCCGCGGCAAGGAGGAAGCUUGAUGCCGCCAGGAACGACCAGGAGAAGCGCAUCGAAGGACUCCGAGAGGCGAAAUCCCUCAAUGUCCAGAAGGCUACCGCGAUCGAGGCAAACGUCGAGCGUGUGCAGGAGGCGAUGGACGCGGUUAAUGGACUGAUUCAGCAAGGCAUGGAUUGGGUCGAUAUCAGCAAGCUCAUUGAGCGCGAGCAGAAGCGACACAAUCCCGUCGCCGAGAUCAUUAAGCUACCGCUCAAGCUUGCGGACAACACGAUUACCUUGCUGCUAGGGGAGGAGGAAGAAAUCGAAGACGACGAGUCCAACUACGAGACCGACUCUGAUGCAUCCGACAGCGACGAGGAGGAGACUAACAACAAGCAAAAGACUUCAAAGCAUCUGGAAAUUGAUAUUGAUAUCACCCUGUCGCCUUGGGCGAACUCGAGAGGGUACCAUGAGCAGAAGAGGAGCGCCGCUAAAAAGGAGGAAAAGACGGUCCUGCAGUCUCAGAUUGCGUUGAAGAAUGCCGAGCAGAAGAUUCAGGCAGAGCUGAAGAAGGGCCUCAAGACGGAGAAGGCUGUCCUUGCGCCAAUCCGGAAGCAGAUCUGGUUCGAGAAGUUCACCUGGUUUGUCUCUUCUGAUGGAUACCUGGUUCUGGCAGGCAAGGAUGCGCAGCAGAACGAAAUGUUGUACAAGCGCUAUCUCCGCAAGGGCGAUGUCUACGUUCACGCCGAUAUGCACGGCGCCGCGACCGUCAUCAUCAAAAACACCCCCAGCGAUCCGGGGGCGCCUAUACCUCCUUCAACGUUGGCGCAGGCAGGCACAAUGGCCGUGUGCAGCUCGAGUGCGUGGGACUCCAAGGCAGGCAUGGGCGCAUGGUGGGUGAACGCCGACCAGGUUUCCAAGUCUGCUCCUACCGGAGAGUACCUCCCCACGGGUAGCUUUAUGGUCAGGGGCCAGAAGAAUUUUCUUCCUCCUGCACAACUUCUGCUCGGUCUCGGCAUCAUGUUCAAGAUUAGUGAAGAGAGCAAGGCCAGACAUGUGAAGCACAGACUGUAUGAGACCGCUGAUGUCCCGGCUUCGGCGGCCGAUAGCGCGGCACCAGAGACUGCGACUGAUGCUGCUCAAGCUGAUGACGAUGUCCCGGAUGAUGCUUCUGAUAUUGGAUCUGAGGACGAUCAAGAAGAUGAGGAGCCGCGCGACAACCCUCUGCAGAAUCUUGGACAGAGUGGACAGGAUGAUUCAGAGGAGCAGCUUGCAUCUGAAGAGUCCCCUGCCGAGGAGUUGUCAAACCUCAAGAUUGAAGAGGACAAGCCUGCGGAGCAGUCCGCCGAGGGCGAAAUCGAGACAGCAGAGAAGGAAAAUGAAGAGGAAGAGGAAGAGGAAGAGGAAGAAGAAGGAGAUGACGACGAAGAGGAGAGCGACAAGCCAGCCACAGGACAAACGUCAACCCCCACAGAGCCAUCGAAUGCACCAAGCACCACCACGACCGAGAAGCAACAACCAGCCAAACGAGGCCGACGCAAUAAAGCCAAGAAGAUUGCAGCCAAAUACAAGGACCAAGACGAAGACGAUAGGGCAGCAGCCGAAGCCCUCUACGGCUCCGCGCGCGGCAAGCAACGAGCUGAAGCCGAGGCCCAAAGUAAAGCGGACCGAGAAGCCCAGCUGGCAUACCAAAAGGAACGUCGCCGCGCGCAGCACGAGAAGCAGCAAAAGGAGACGGCCGAGCACGAGGAGAUUCGCAGGCUGAUGAACGAGGAGGGCGUAGAGGUCUUGGAUUCGGAUGAGCUGAGCAAGAUGACGCUGCUCGAUUCGCUGGUCGGGUGGCCUCUCCCCGGCGACGAGAUUCUCGAGGCGAUCCCCGUGUGUGCGCCGUGGACUGCCAUGGGCAAGUUCAAGUAUAAGGCCAAGCUCCAGCCUGGCGCGGUGAAGAAGGGCAAGGCGGUCAAGGAGGUGUUUGAGAGGUGGAAGAGCGAUUCGUCCAAGAAGGGCGCGCUCGACGAGCGGGCGCAGGAUAAGGAGAAGAUGUGGCCGAGGGAGGUGGAGCUUAUGAAGGCGCUCAAGGCGGAGGAGAGUAUUAAUGUCGUGCCGGUUGGUAAGGGGAUCGAAGAAGAAGUAGAGGCUGAUGAGUUUGAGGUUGGUUGUGAGGAUGAAGUCCAGUCAUUCCCGUCUAUCGAUGAAUGUCCACCAUCCACCAUUCACCACCCUCAUAUUCGUGAACCUACUUCUUCCCCCUCGUAA